UUUCGAUAUAAAUAAAUAAACAAGCAAAAAAGAAAACAAGAAGCCAUCACAAAACAAGCCAAAUGCUUCAAACUUCAAGAAAAAAGGUUAUAAAUCGCUCGAUAUGAGUGCCUACAACCGUCGACCGCCCUUGCAAAAGGUUCGUAGCUUCGACGCCGAGUUGGACGUGUCCGGAUACACGUCCUUCCGGGCGCAACACAACUCCACCGCUGAGACGCCAUUUUUGUUGGGGGAAAGCGAAGCCGAGAACGAGAACUGUCGCAAUGCCUCGAAUACAGCGUUUCUGGCUUCCCGCGGGAUGUCCACCCCAGGUGGCCAGCAGGAGCACCUCUGGGAGAAACAACAUCCACCCGCUGUACCGGAUAUGCGGGGCUCCCCAUCGAAGGAAGAAGUUUCUACGACGCCGCGCCUCCAGGAGGCACACAGCAUGCCCAAGCGUCGCAAGAAGCACUUCCAAUCCCCACACAGCAGCCCCAAGAAAUCGAAGAAGCUGCUCUUCCCCCAAGACCAGCCGAAGCCAAAGAAUCGCUUCUACGGAGGCAUGGAACACCUGGACAUCGUGGCAAGGCUGUCGCAGACACAGCCAGCGCUGGAGUGCAUACUGCGGCAUGUGAGUGCCCACACGCUGGACGUGAUGACCCAGGUGUCGCAGGCAUGGAAGGAUGCCGUCUACAGAAGCCAGCGAGCCGUGGAGCGGCUACAGAACCAUCGCAUCAAACUGAACCUCUCCAAGGAGAAUCCGCUCGUGCCCAAGAGGCGGCGUCAUCUAGCACGAGCCAAUACAACUACUGUGCCAUUACAAAUCUCGAAUCACGGCAAUCAGUCCAACAGUGCCUCUCUUCUGGACUCGGGCUACUCUAGCAUUCACCUGCUGGCGUCGGACACUGGACGGGUGUUGCGCGAACAGAAGCAGAGGGUCAAGUGCCCACGCUGCGGCCGAGGAAGUCGGGUAUUCGUCAGCGAAGCAGCACGCGAGGAAUCCGCACUAUCCCAGACUUUGCCUCUAAGGAACGCAUCCAUCACCUCCGAUGAGCGGCUGCCGCUGACGCGAUUCCUAUCCCUGGACCUCGGCGAGAUCAACAGUCCCCUGCAGCAGCCGGCGUACAACUUCGCCGAAUGCACCAGCCUCGUCUGCCAGUUCCGUUUCUGCAUCAACUGCCUGUGCAAGUCCCAUCCUGGAGAGCGGUGCUUGGUCACCGAACUGGACACACCCUCCAAGCUGAUGAUGCCCAAGGAACGACUUACGCCGCCACAGCGCUCCCAAAACCGCGAUCCCAAGAUGAGAAGAAAGAACUCGCUGAAGCGGCUCUGCUUCUAGCCCCAGCUUAUUGUUAGCAUUUAGUAUUCGGGUCAUAAUCUCAUUCAUUUUGUAUUAUGUUUAGUCCGUAUUUUCAUUGUCAUCACGUUACAUUCUCAUGGUCAUUUUUAAACCGUUCACUGUCGAUUCCGCGGAAUUCUGUACCUCUUUGAGAUUAAGUAUAUAAGAAAGUAUUUUUACAUUGUAUGCGAUUUAUAAAAACAUUAUUACAUAGAUACAUUAUAAAA
This is a messenger RNA of Drosophila ananassae, 1545 nucleotides long. RefSeq lists its product as uncharacterized. The record is from RefSeq and is a predicted model, not a curated record. Lineage: Eukaryota; Metazoa; Arthropoda; Insecta; Diptera; Drosophilidae. Gene Ontology annotation, biological process: regulation of mitotic nuclear division; negative regulation of meiotic nuclear division. The transcript has a single exon. Bases 104 to 1318 code for a protein of 404 amino acids. Gene Ontology annotation, cellular component: nucleus.